Pantherophis guttatus is the source of this 2588-nucleotide messenger RNA. RefSeq names its product zinc finger protein 783-like. Gene Ontology annotation, cellular component: nucleus. The record is from RefSeq and is a predicted model, not a curated record. Gene Ontology annotation, molecular function: DNA-binding transcription factor activity, RNA polymerase II-specific; RNA polymerase II transcription regulatory region sequence-specific DNA binding. Gene Ontology annotation, biological process: regulation of transcription by RNA polymerase II. Lineage: Eukaryota; Metazoa; Chordata; Lepidosauria; Squamata; Colubridae.
CCCCGCGCCAGCGACGCCCGCCCGCCCGCCCGCCAUGGCGGAGUGGGCCCCCGCCCAGCUCCAGGAAUGGAACGUGGAAGCUCAACAUCUGAUGCCCCUCCAACCUCCUCUGGUCCCCGAGCUGAGCCACAUGCGAGAAGCGCAACUGCACACCGCUGAGGCCUCCCUCUGGAGCGUGGUGGCCACCGUCCAAGCCAUGGAGAGGAAGAUCGACCUGCUCGCCACCCGGUUGCUCAGCUUGGAAGGCCGAUCCGGGACAGCCGAGAAGAAGCUCUUGGAUUGUGAGAAGACAGCUAUGGAAUUCGGGAACCAGCUGGAGAACAAAUGGGCCGUCUUGGGCACCCUCAUUCAAGAAUACGGCCUCCUGCAGAGAAGGCUGGAGAACAUGGAGAACCUUCUCAAGAACCGCAAUUUCUGGGUCCUCAGGCUGCCCCCGGGAUCCAAGGGAGAAAUCCCCAAGAUGCCGGUUACAUUUGUGGACAUUGCGGUUUAUUUCUCCGCCGAAGAGUGGAAGAAUUUGGCUGAUUGGCAGAAAGACCUGUACAACAAUCUUCUGAAGGAGAACUACGAAUCCUUGCUAGCAUUCGGUGCCAACGUCAAUGUUGCCAAACCUGAGGUGCACCCCAGGGCCGAGCGGGGGGCUCCCGAACCCAGCGUCCCAGAGCCGCCGAGCGCAAAGGAGCGCGAUGUGAUCCCUGAGCCUUGCACAGGACCCUUGGCCUCCACGCCGGAUAUCCUGACACGCAUCAAGCAGGAGGGGGGCAUUCAGCGGAGGAGGUCCCUUCUCCGAGGACAGAGGCCCGGUGGCUAUCCAUGUGCAGGGGCCCAGGGGCUCAUGUCCGCCCAUGAUUUUUUAUCUUGGAUUAAGCAAGAAGAGAGUUCGUGUGUCCGACAUCAAUGGGACGCAUCGGAAAGGGAGACCCUCCCUGCGCAUGGGGGCCCAGCUGGAGACACAAUGACCAUCAAAGCUGAGCAGCCGCGCCUGUGCCCGGAAGAGUCGGUGAGACCUCGGGAGAUGCUCUUCCAGGGAGAAUCUCCUGCAGCAGCCGUUCUCGCUGUUCCUCCAGCAGCGGAAAGCUAUGAGGCUCCUCGUGGGCCACCUGUCAGCCCCACCAAAUGUAGAGCGGGUAAAUCUCUGGAGUUAGACAGUGAGCUGCAAAGCAUCCUGGGCCCUCCUCAGGGCUCUGCUGAACGGCCCCACGGCUGCAGUGAGUGCGGCAAGAUGUUUGGGGUGAAAAAGAGCCUCAAAGUCCACCAGCGCAGCCACCACGGCCAAGCCCGGCCGUACGAGUGUGCCGAGUGCCGCAAGAGCUUCAACUGCCACUCAGGCUUGGUGCGGCAUCAGAUGACCCACCGGGGUGAGCGCCCUUACAAGUGCGCCGAGUGCGGCAAGUGUUACAGCCGCAAGGAGCACCUGCAGAACCAUCAGCGGCUGCACACGGGUGAGCGCCCUUUCCAGUGUCCCAUCUGUGGGAAACGGUUCAUCCGGAAGCAGAAUCUGCUCAAGCACCAGCGCAUUCACACGGGCGAGCGUCCCUACCAGUGCGCUGAGUGCGGGCGCAGCUUCCGCUACAAGGAGUCGCUCAAGGACCACCUGAGGACUCACAGCAACGAGGCCUCGGCCCAGCGACUCCUGCCCGGGUUGGGGGGUGACGGUCUCCCUUAGCACCCCAUAGCAGCGGGAGAGAGCCCAGCCUCUCAGCCCGUCCAUCCAAUCGAGCCCCCCCCCCCCCAGCACUCCCUCUGCAGCCCCCAGUCCCACACCUUAAUUCUAGCUGAUGUGGAAAAACAGCUGGACAGAUGGGCUGCAGUAGACAGACUCAUUCUGAGCCAGAAUCUGUGCCAACUGCCAUAAAACCAUUUCUGAAAAAGGACAUGACAGUGUGCAGAGGUGAUGUAUAGCUGUUUGCAACCAACUACUGCACAAGUCUCAGUCCUUUUCAGCUGAGGAUGGUACGUGCACGUGUGCAGGAUGUUAUUCCUUGCAUGUAAGACACUUAACGACAAGCGGUCUCAUUUUGCUGGACGCUCAAAGACAUUGUGUGUCUUUCGGGCUUCUGUUGGAUGCCGCCAGCUGCACAGUUAUACUUUUCCCAUAGGUUUCUGACAGAGUGACUCACAACUUAUAGCGGCAGAACUACGCUCCGGAUGGAUCCUGUGCUUUAAAAAAAAAAAGAUGUUUUUCCAGAUGUACGGAUGGAACCAUUUACAUGGAAAACUUUACGUUGUGUAGCUCGCAUUCCGUGAGACUUCUUGUUCGAGCCACCAAUUGUUUCCUUUCUCUUUCUUUUCCUCUUCACUUCCUUUUCUGGUUCCCCGUUUUAUUGCGAGCGCGGGAAAAUCUUUCGAAUUUUUGAAAGAAAUGUGGGUCUGACCUGCAGCAACCAUAUUAAUUUGUUCUCCCUGGGCUCUCUCCUCUGCUGCUUUUAGGAUUUUAAAACUCCCUUUUAUCUCAUAAAAUGUGGGCCGCCUCGUUUUAUUUUUUAAACGAACAAUAUAUUAUUCACCCACAGAGAGACGUUCUUUUCAGGAUGUAGUUUUGUAUUGAAGGUGCAUUGCAAAUAAAGACAAAUUACCAAAAAAUGGAA